AUGCUAGAAACUGAAGGUACAGAAGUAGCGGAUAGGAGGAGGAAGUUUCAACAAAGGAGUGGGAUACCGGGUUUUAUUGGAGUCAUUGAUGGCACGCAUAUUUGCAUUAAAGCUCCCCAAAAUAAUAAAGACAACUAUUUUAAUCGGAAACACAGCUGCAGCUUAGUGCUUAAGGGGGAAGUCUACUUAGACUUCUCCCUUAAAGCAGUACUAGAUGCUGAAAAAAGAUCUACUGACAUAAAAGGCGGUGAGCCUGGAUUACUACAUUAAAGCAGUGUCCUGCGAAGAUCAAACCUAUUUCGUAAGGUGCAAUCGGAACCGCAAAAUUUGUUUCCAGACUCCUUCAUUUUGGGUGACUCUGCUUAUCCCUUAACAAGGUGGCUAGCACUACCUUAUAAGGAUUACGGCAAUUUAACUGCAUCGUAA
Anastrepha obliqua is the source of this 426-nucleotide messenger RNA. RefSeq lists its product as uncharacterized. The record is from RefSeq and is a predicted model, not a curated record. The transcript is spliced from 3 exons. Lineage: Eukaryota; Metazoa; Arthropoda; Insecta; Diptera; Tephritidae.